AUGUCAUUUGAGGUACCAGCAAUUCCCCGUCGGGUGAAGGUCUACGAGCUUUUAAACGAGAGCUGGCAUGAUCGCGGCACCGGAUUCUGCGUAGGCGACAUCAUCUCUGAUGACGCAUACAUUCUCGUCAAGGGCGAAGAUGACGAGGAAAAAUACCUGCUGGAGACCAAAAUAUUCAAAGACGUGCAAUAUCAAAAACAACAGGACACUUUGAUCGUCUGGACUGAUCCGGAUGAAACCGAUCUAGCACUCAGCUUCCAAGAAAGCGAUGGCUGUACAGCUGUCUGGGAAUUUAUAACUGACGUCCAACGGAAUCUUGGGCUGGACGAUAUUGCAUCGGAUGACAUAAAUGACAAUUUUGGCUCAGGGUCAAUAGCACUUCCAGCUGAGCCAACCCUCACGAAUCUGAGCGAAGUGGAAAAAUGCCUGACAAUCGCUUCUCACUGCCAAUAUGGACGUGGGCCAGUUCUCAGAGAUCUUAUCGAAUAUGAUUAUAUCGGAAAAUUGGUUCCUUUACUAGCGAUGGCUGAGGAUCUGGAGAGCAUAACAGAUCUUCACGCUCUAUGCCGUAUUAUGAAAUUGAUCAUUCUGAUGAAUGACAACACAAUUAUGGAACAGAUUGUCCUAGAGGAAUAUAUAGUCGGUGUGGUCGGAAUUCUAGAAUACGAUCCUGAAUUUCCUUCCUUCAAGGCCAACCAUCGCGACUAUAUCUCUGACGAGUCGAGGUUCAAAGAGGUCGUUCCCAUAUCCGAUGAAGAGGUGCGGAAUAAAAUCAAGUACACCUUUCGAUUGCAAUACUUGAAGGAUGUCGUGCUUGCUCGGUUAUUAGAUGAUCCCACUUUCUCUAUGCUCAGUUCGAUGAUCUUCUUUCACCAAGUUGCCAUUCUCAACAACUUACAGCACAAUGAGGAGUUCAUCAAUGCGCUAUUCAAUAUUUUUGACGACGACCUGAAUAAUGCAUCACAAAUAUCGGGUAACUCGCAGACUCCCGUAAUCGAAGCACCAUUUAUUCACCAAUUUUGCCUAACCGCGAAAAAUCUGCAGGCUAGCCAAAGGGCCUCGCUUUAUUCGAAUUUUAUCAAAAAGCGCCUGUUUGCCGUCAUAGAUUUUGCCCUUCGCGAUAGCUCGCCCAGUAUUCGAAGUUCCGGGACUGAGUUGAUUCUUGCUCUCAUCGACCAUGAUCCCUCUCUAGUUCGCAAUGUUGUUUUGGAGAAUGAUAACCAAAAACAAACUGCAAUUGUCGACACUCUAAUCGAUAUUCUGCUAUCUGAACCUGACUUUGGGAUUACUUCUCAGGUUGCUGAAGCUCUCCAGAUACUUCUAGAUCCUACAUCUGGCCAGCCUUAUGACGUGUUUCGGAAGACUAGCGAUUUUAUGGUCCGUCAGAGAGCGGAUGAUCCGGAGAUAGAGAUGUUCUUGGACUCAUUUUAUGGGCCACCAGUUGAGCGUUUAUUCCGGAAACUCUCUGAUCUUCAGCCGGAAGAUAUCCCCACCAUAUCGGUUGCUAGGGCGUCAUUUUUUAGCUGUCUUUGCGAAUUAGUUUCUGCGUUUAUCCGUCUACAUGGCUACAGAAGUCGAACGUUUCUGAUAGAAUCUAACGUGCUACUGAAUAUUGGGAAGCUGUUCAGUAGUUCGCACAAAUCCUUGAGAUUGGUUGCUCUUCGGUGCUUUAGGCAAUGUCUCGGGACAAACGAUGAGUUCUAUUUUCGGUUCUUAGUGAAGAACAAACUGUUUGGUCCCGUGGUGGAAUUGUUGGCAGACCUCGGCGAUAAAAACAAUCUCUUGAGCUCAGCUUGUCUGGAGUUUUUUGAGUUCAUUAGAUCGGUAAGGAUAUCAUCACUUCUCACGGUACAUCCAUCACCUUGCUGA
This is a messenger RNA of Myxozyma melibiosi, 1869 nucleotides long. Its product is annotated as component of IIS longevity pathway SMK-1-domain-containing protein. Bases 1 to 1869 code for a protein of 622 amino acids. The record is from RefSeq and is a predicted model, not a curated record. Gene Ontology annotation, molecular function: protein phosphatase activator activity. The transcript has 8 exons. Gene Ontology annotation, biological process: DNA damage response; protein dephosphorylation. Lineage: Eukaryota; Fungi; Ascomycota; Lipomycetes; Lipomycetales; Lipomycetaceae. Gene Ontology annotation, cellular component: nucleoplasm; protein phosphatase 4 complex.